AUCAGGGUUGAUUGUGGCCCAGUUUAUAUAAGGCACCAACGUCAUUUCACCUUUUCAUGCUGCAUGAACUAGUAUGGAGCAGAUCAGUGACCAUCUGUUCAGGCAUAAGAACUACAACUUUCUGGUCGGUCUUACAACUCCAGAGUACAUAGACUCUCUUGACAGCUUUGAAAUAAAAGACAGCGAUGUCUUCCUUGUGACUUAUCCAAAGUCAGGCACUGUAUGGGCUCAGCAGAUCAUCAUUUCCAUCCACGAACUGCAUGGGAAUCAGAAUAAAUAUUCAACCAACAUAGAGAGGAUGCCGUGGCUGGAGUACAAGACAGCUGAAUACACUCUUCUUCCCUCUCCACGGCUCUUCGCCUCGCAUCUCCCUGAACAUAUCAUGCCUCCAGGAGUGAAGGAGAAGAAGGCAAAAGUCAGUACUUUAUAGAAGCUGAAAUCUUCUUGAAGAAAGAGGCACUCUUAAAGUUUGAGAAAGUUAAAAGCAUUUUAUAACUUAUUGUUGC
This is a messenger RNA of Oreochromis aureus, 506 nucleotides long. RefSeq names its product amine sulfotransferase-like. The transcript has 3 exons. The coding region runs from base 74 to 430 and encodes 118 amino acids. NCBI's taxonomy places the organism in Eukaryota, Metazoa, Chordata, Actinopteri, Cichliformes, Cichlidae. Gene Ontology annotation, biological process: sulfation. Gene Ontology annotation, cellular component: cytoplasm. The record is from RefSeq and is a predicted model, not a curated record. Gene Ontology annotation, molecular function: sulfotransferase activity.